CUGUGGCCAGCGCUCAUUGAUACCUCUGCUUCACUAAGCCCAUCUAUCCAAGACACAAUUCCAUUUUCCUGUUUUGUGACUGCAAGUCACAGGGUCAAAUGCACCCAAAAGGAAAUUUGGAGUUGUAGAGGAGCAGGGUGGGAGAGGAGAGGGGCUUAGGUGAGCAAACAAAGAGCUGCUGGGGACAGGGGUGCUGCCAGGGACCAUGGAAGAGGCCAUCACCUAUGCAGAGCUGCACUUUGUGAAGUCUCCUCUCAAGAGGAAUGUCUCCUACCCGGGGCAGGAGUCGGACAAGGAUGAGGAGCUCAGCUAUGAGAACGUGCAGGUGCCCUCAGCCCCGGAAGCACCCAGAGACCUGGCACCAGGGGACCAAGCAGGAACAAUCCCCAGCCCUUCUUCUGGAACGUACUCCCGCUUCACCUUUGAAAUGCUCCAGCGCCCAGGCCAUGUCCACUCCUGCUCCUCACAGUACCUCCUGCUGGGCCUGCUCCUCACCUGCCUGCUGCUGGGGGUGGCUGCCAUCUACCUGGGUGUACACUAUCUGCAGGUGUCUCAUCAAUUCGGGCAGCUUAGCAGGUUGCUGGAAGCCUCCAAUGUCAGCCUGCAGGAGCAGCUCCACCUUGGAAAUGUCCAACUGGAGCAGAUGGAAAAGGACUUGCAGAUCUCCACGGAGCAGCUGGCCCAGAGCCAGAGAGCACUGGAGGAGGAGCAAAAGGCACAUCAGGUUGUACAGGAGGAGCUGCGGGACUGCCAGGCAAAGAUGCAAGGGACCUUGCAGUCUACGCAGAAACUGAGGCACCUGCAAGUCAUACUGAAGCCCUUCUUCACCUGCUCCUCACAAGAGUAUGACGAGGAUGGAGAUAUCACCUAUGAAAAUGUGCAGGUGUCCUCAUAUCCAGAGGCAUCUACAGACCUGGCACUGCCCUCCAGACCAGGGAACCAAGCAGCAGUCAAGACAGAGCAACCAACCAAGUCCUGGAGCAGUGCCCUGUCCUCAGGUGCCAGGAGGAUGCACCUGUGUCAUGGCCACCCCUGCUGCUCACAGUACCUCCUGCUUGGCCUGCUCCUCACCUGCCUGCUGCUGGCGGUGGCUGCUAUCUGGCUGGGCAUGCAAUACCUGCAGGUGUCUCAGCAUUAUGGGCAACUGAACAGGCUGCUGGAGGUCACCAACAGCAGCCUUCAGGAGCAGCUCCACCUUGGAACUGUACAGCUGGGGCAGAUGGAAAAGGACCUGCAGAACUCCAAGGAACAGCUGACCCAGAGCCAGAAAGCACUAGGGGAAGAGCAGAGGGUACACCAGGCUGCCCAGAAGCAGCUGCAGGUCUGCAAGGCGGACAGGGAGAAGAUGCAAGAGGAUUUGCACAGGAGGGUGGAACUUCAGCAGACUGUGCAGCAGAAGCUGAGCCACCUGCAGGACACAGUGAGGCCCUUCUUCACCUGCCCAUCACAAGACACCUGCUGUAUGGUGGGCUGGAUACUGAUCCAGAGAAGAUGCUUUCACAUCUCACUCACUAAGAGAGAUUGGCAGAGAAGCCGGGAGUAUUGCGAAUCUCUGUCGUCCGACCUCACCAUUGUCGGAGGCAAUCCUCGGAGUUCUCAUUAUUUAGAUCAUUCUCCCUGGAAGAGCUUAUUGUUGAAGUUAUCUGAAAACACUUCCUAUUGGGUUGGCAACAGCUUCAUGAGGGACCAGGGGAUGUAUACAAGCAUGUGCUACACGAUAGAGCACAGCCAGUCACGGUCCUUGGCGUCACAGGCGUGUGGUACCCCUCUUCCAUGCAUCUGUGAGAUGGCAUCUUUCAGGUUUCCAGACGAGGAUCGCUCUUUGCAGAAUUCAGGUGUUCAUGCCAUGAGACUUCUGGGCCAUCGCCCCUGACCUGGGCCUUCAGUGCCCAGCAUUUCCUUACUGUGCAGUGCCCAGCGGAAGGCAGAGCCACAUCUGACACUUUUCACCAGCAUACUGCCUGUUUCAAACAUUAGCCAGACAUUGGUUUGUUUCUGGGGAAAAGUGUGAAGAAGCUUCCAGAAAAGUGUGAAGAAGCUUCCAAAGCUUCUGGACACUUUGGCCAAGAACCUGCUCUUGUAGCAUGGGAGUGGGAGCAGGGAUAAGGGCUCAUGGGCUGAGUGGAUUAGAACAGUCCAGAGCCAGCCAGGCAGUUUUAUUGAAAUUACUUUAAAUAAUUUGCAUAUGUCAGUCUCGUGUGUUAACAAUGCUGUGUGAUUGGAUGAUCUCUGCAGGAGAGCUAGCCCAGGUGUUAGGUCAGCCAAAUGCUCUGUCCCUUAAGUCCAUGCUGAGGCUCUCCUGUAUGGGAAGAGGAGCUGGUCAGCAUGGCUUGGGCUGGCACUCUGAGCUCACAUGUGUGUCCUGAAGGACAAAGGCAGAGGACUAAGAACCCUAAGGUCCUAUUGCCAGGGGUGUGCCCCCGGCAGAAGCAGGCUGGGCAUGGCUGGCUUAGUGUGGUCCUCUUGAUGGCAGAGGAGACUGCCUGCCUCCUGGUUGAGGUUGUGGUACACAGGUACCUGAACAGUAAGCUGAAACU
Messenger RNA from Ochotona curzoniae (black-lipped pika), 2537 nucleotides. Its product is annotated as B-cell differentiation antigen CD72-like. The transcript is spliced from 13 exons. The record is from RefSeq and is a predicted model, not a curated record. NCBI's taxonomy places the organism in Eukaryota, Metazoa, Chordata, Mammalia, Lagomorpha, Ochotonidae. Gene Ontology annotation, cellular component: plasma membrane. Gene Ontology annotation, molecular function: transmembrane signaling receptor activity. Bases 206 to 1873 code for a protein of 555 amino acids.